Molecule: messenger RNA, 965 nt
Organism: Caenorhabditis sp. 36 PRJEB53466
Lineage: Eukaryota; Metazoa; Nematoda; Chromadorea; Rhabditida; Rhabditidae
Source: the annotation of a GenBank genome assembly
AUGGCCGAACUCAAGGUCAAAAUCAAGGAGCAGGAGCGAAUCGACGCGGAGAACGGGGAUAACGUUAAGAACAGAGCUAGAGAGACAGUGGAGGCAACCGUCCGAGGCUACAACGAAGUAGAAUUCGCCCGGCUUAGAACUGUUACGAUUUAGAACUCGCAACGAAGUAGAAUCGUUCGGAGUAGAACAGCGAUUUGAAGUGAGGAAACAGCGGCGGAAAGCGGGUCGAGCACACUUGCAACCGUGUUUCGCCAGGGCCGCCGCUGUUUCGCCAGAACUCCGCCAGAACACUGCGUUGUUUUCCGUUGAAACGGCGUUACUCCGCCGUUUCGACAAAAGCGCCGCGGCUGUGGCCUCGCCACGAUUUGAGCUUGGCGAAACAGCGGUCAUCCGCGGUUUCCUCAAAACGCCUCUUUCGCCGCUGUUUCCUCACUUCAAAUCGCUGAGCAACCGUGUUUCGCCACAGUGCCGCCGCUGUUUCGCCAGAACUCCGAGUACGGCGGAGCGCGCUUGCUUAGACGAAUGCGCUUUUUCUGGAAGAGAGAGAGCUGACUUCUUGCAUUGCAAUAACGUCAAACGAGACGGGAACAAAUAAAAUGACUAUUUCUGCCUUUAUAUACCCCUGUGGGCGUGGCCAUUCUAAUUAGUGGACGUGGCCACUGCACCUGGCUUUUGCUUCUUCCUGUUGUGGGCCUCGUAUACUUUCCCACAGUCCUUUGUCGGCAUUCUUAUCACUAAUCUCCGGCGGUAAUUAAGACCAGGGUGAGCUCCCGAGACUGAAUUCCCUGGAAUUGCCGGAAAAGUGAUGAGAGAACUUCCCUAGAAGCGCUUUCCCGAGAAGUGUGAAGACUUGUCGUUCCCGGUAACGGGAAGUCCUUUAGACUUCCCGUUACGGAGCUCAUGGAGCCUAUGGAUACGGAUCCGGAUCCACCUACGCCGGACACCCUGGAUACGAAUACUACUGA